AUGAUAAGACAUAGAGUUACUAUAUUUAAUCCUACCGAUUCCAAUGAAGAUGUUAUCAAAUCCGUGUCUUCCAAUUUCUUGGAAAUUCCACCUCUAAAGGGUUUUCCUAGAGAGGACAAAUACAUAGUCCCCAGUACAACACCACUACCACCUACCAUUAAACUAAUUAGGGUUCAGUGGCGACUGAAUUUUGAUUACAAUUCCCAGACCAAUCCACUUUUCAUUGAAGGUCAGACUCAGCAGCCUGGCCUAUUGUUGUAUGUGGCGCCUUCUGAAAAUGUUGUUGACGCCGAUGAAUUUUAUCAAGACAUCAACGAAUAUAUUUACGAAAUCUUUAAGUUAAAGGUAGACUUCAAUUGGGUUGCAAGUGCUACAUCUGUCUUUAUUUCUAAUCAAGAUAUCAAAGAAUUACCGGUUCAAGUAAAAGAUUAUACCAAAUCUGUAUUAAAUUUGGAAAAUGAAGAGUCCUUGUCGUCGUUGUUGGAUAAUACGUCCAAUCUUGAUAUUAUUAUAAAGAGUGAUUCGACCACUGUGAUGACAUAUUUGCAAGACACAUCAUAUUUGCCAUUGCAAAAGUUCACAGUAACUUCCCCAUCGAUUAAACAUGAAAUUGGAAUAUUCAUGUUAGAUAAGGAAAUCACUUCUGUGGAUGAUAUAAUGCUCUCUGGUGUUAGAUUUGUGAUUGACCCACUGGAAAGUGACUCGCCAGACGAUAAACUCCACAAGACUUUAUUUCAUGUAAAACCAAGACACAGGUAUUUCCCUUCUACCAGAUACAAUGUUGCCUUAGAGGAACCAGUUGGAUUACAUCCAACUUUACAAUUCAAGUUUGGCGAUUUGAAUUUGGAUAUCGCUAAGGUAGCUGAAGGAACUGAUACCGAUAGUUGUAAAUUAUUCUACUACCAAUUAUUACCUAAAGCAUUUUUCAUAGAUAAAUAUCAGUUGCCAACUCAAUUAUCUUUAAUUUCCAUCUAUGGAGAUACAGAUUUGGAAGCACCUGAAUAUAAAAUAGAUGGCUGGGGGGUAGAAGCUCUCUUUGAAGUUAAACAAUUACAGGAUUUUGAAUUCACUAUGCAUUCCAGGUAUCAACUACCAACUGAGAAAUCAUCGGAAUUGGAUUACGUUCCUAAAGUCAUCAAUAAACCUUCCAUUUUCUAUGCCUGCAAUGUGCAUGAGGAUGCUAAUUUGUUAAAGACAUCCCCCUUUGACUAUACAGAUUCGCUUGCUGAAAACAUUGGAGGUUACCAAUCUUACUUUACAGAAAAUACGGCAUUUUAUCAUCUUACUCAAGACGAACCGGAAAACAGAUUGAUUAUUAACAUUCCAAGAGGAAAGGGUGAUAUAUAUACAGUAAAUCAAUUGACCUUGAUGGCCUUAGGAUUGGGUAUUACCUGGUUGACCUACAAGUGUCUAUUGAUUUUCACUGGACGUAGUAGAAAAGUUACAAAUGCAAAAAAGACAGAAUAG
Messenger RNA from Dujonia railenensis, 1467 nucleotides. The record is from the annotation of a GenBank genome assembly. NCBI's taxonomy places the organism in Eukaryota, Fungi, Ascomycota, Pichiomycetes, Serinales, Debaryomycetaceae.